Molecule: messenger RNA, 987 nt
Organism: Letharia columbiana
Lineage: Eukaryota; Fungi; Ascomycota; Lecanoromycetes; Lecanorales; Parmeliaceae
Exons: 2
Coding region: 1-987 (328 amino acids)
Biological process (GO): tRNA processing
Cellular component (GO): nucleolar ribonuclease P complex
Molecular function (GO): RNA binding
Source: RefSeq, a predicted model, not a curated record
AUGUAUUAUGAUCUCAAUGUUCCAUACAUCGCGAACCAUGGAGAGCUGCAACGCACACUGGCAUUCCUCUCAGAACUGGGUUAUAACACCAUUGCAUUAGAUUUUGCCGUAACUGGCAAGGUUCCCGCCGAAAUCUCGAAUCAGAUACCAACUCCUCUCCCAUUCACGAUACCAAAUUCUCUUCACAUCCUUCGCCGCUGCACCCUCCACCUAUCCGAUCCGUCCCAAAAUUAUCGACUUCAAGCUCUCAAUUCGGCUUACGAUCUAUUGGCUAUUCGUCCCGACAACGAAAAAUCACUUCAACAAGCUUGUCAAGCUCUCGAAUGCGAUCUCAUUUCUCUUGACCUGAGCACACGCUUCCCUUUUUACUUCAAGCACAAGACCAUGGCCAACGCCCUACAGAGAGGCGUAAAGUUUGAGAUCUGCUACGGUCCGGGAAUUCUGAAUAGUGAUGGAGGCGCGUCAAGGAGGAAUUUGAUCAGCAAUGCUACGCAAUUGAUACGUGCAACAAGAGGUAGAGGUAUCGUCAUCAGCAGUGAAGCGAAAAGAGCGCUGGCUUGUCGGGGGCCAGCGGAUGUAGUGAAUUUGGCAGUACUGUGGGGCUUGGGGCAGGAGAAAGGUGUAGAAGCUAUUGACAGAGAGGCGAGGAGUGCUGUGGUGCACGCAGAGAUGAAAAGGAGGAGCUUCAGAGGGGUAAUCGAUGUGGUCCAUGGGGGGGAAAAGCCUGAGAGAGAGCCAGAAAGAUUCGCGAAAGGCAAGCAAGAGAAGGGCAAGCGGAAGGCUAGUGUCUUGGAUGGGGACGAAGCCGGAGCGGGCAAUCCCACGCCAAAACCAAUUUCGAAGAGGGAGCAGAAACGGCAAGCAAAGAAAGCGAGACUUCAUACUGGCAAGAUUUCGGAAAACAAACCUAAAGAAGCUUCGAAAGGCUCGAUUAUAUCGCCGGACGAUGCUCCCGCGAGUGGAAUUCCAAAUGGCAACAUUAAUUGA